Messenger RNA from Lodderomyces pseudojiufengensis, 777 nucleotides. RefSeq lists its product as uncharacterized. The record is from RefSeq and is a predicted model, not a curated record. The transcript has a single exon. NCBI's taxonomy places the organism in Eukaryota, Fungi, Ascomycota, Pichiomycetes, Serinales, Debaryomycetaceae. The coding region runs from base 1 to 777 and encodes 258 amino acids.
AUGACCAAAAGAACUUUGAACAAUAAAAUCAGUCCAAAAUAUAUAAUAUCAGAUUGGGAUGAAACGAUUACAUUAGAAGAUACAAUUCAGUAUGUUGCUGAAAUACCGUAUAUUAAGAAUCCAAAUUUACAACCUAAAUUUCAAUUUUUCACAAAAAUAUAUUAUGAUGCAUAUGAGAAUUAUAAAUCAAAAAACGAAUUAAAUGAUAUUGAAGACUAUCGAGAAUUUUUGGCUGGUAUGAAUUCAAUUGAAUUGAGUUCAAUUGAUUUAUUGGAGCAAAAACGUAUAUUUGCAAACUUAACCAAACAAGAUUUUUUACAACAAACAACUAAGAUAAAACUACAACCAAACGUAAUAGAAUUCUUUAAAAAAUGUAACGAAUUGGAGGUUCCUAUAUUUGUUUUGAGUACUAAUUGGACAAGUUUAAUAAUUGAGGAUAUUUUAAUUAAAAAGCAUGAUAUUAAGAUAGCAGGAAUUAUAACGAAUGAAUUUAUAUUUGAUUCACAAGGAAAAACAACUGGUGAAUGGGAUCAUACAAAAAGACAAAUACGAACGUCAGUUGACAAAUUAGAAUUUGUAGGGAGUUUAGUGCAAAAAGAUAAUGAUCAUAAUAAUCAAAUCAUGUUUAUAGGUGAUAGUUCAAAUGAUUUAUUACCAAUCUUAAACGUUGAUUAUCCUUGUUCUGUAAAAGAUUCGAAAUUAGACAGCAUACUAGACAAAUUUAAUAUUGAUCAUUAUAGUGGUAAUUGGGAGGAUUUUUCAAAUUUAUUAAAAUAG